This is a messenger RNA of Oncorhynchus gorbuscha (pink salmon), 2182 nucleotides long. Its product is annotated as hippocalcin-like protein 1. The record is from RefSeq and is a predicted model, not a curated record. The coding region runs from base 120 to 701 and encodes 193 amino acids. The transcript is spliced from 5 exons. Gene Ontology annotation, molecular function: calcium ion binding. Lineage: Eukaryota; Metazoa; Chordata; Actinopteri; Salmoniformes; Salmonidae.
GACGAGGAGGCAUACAAAGGUUGUGACCAGGGACCUGGUAGGUGUUGUUGCCGCUGUAGUCCAUCGCUGAGGUUGUCUCAGAGACCAAGUGUGUUUCGCCACGGUGUUGCGUCGUUGCCAUGGGGAAACAGAACAGCAAGCUGAGGCCGGAGAUGCUUCAGGACCUGAGAGAGAACACCGAGUUCUCCGACCACGAACUACAGGAGUGGUACAAGGGCUUUCUGAAGGACUGUCCCAGCGGCAACCUGAACGUGGAGGAGUUCAAGAAGAUCUACGCCAACUUCUUCCCGUACGGAGAUGCCUCCAAGUUCGCCGAGCACGUCUUCCGAACGUUCGAUACCAACAACGAUGGCACCAUCGACUUCCGGGAGUUCAUCAUCGCGCUGAGUGUCACGUCACGGGGAAAGCUGGAGCAGAAACUGAAGUGGGCCUUCAGCAUGUAUGACUUGGAUGGGAAUGGGUACAUCAGCCGUGAUGAGAUGUUGGAGAUCGUACAGGCCAUUUAUAAGAUGGUGUCAUCUGUGAUGAAGAUGCCAGAGGAUGAGGCCACGCCGGAGAAGAGAACAGACAAGAUCUUCAGACAGAUGGACCUCAAUAAUGAUGGUAAACUGUCACUGGAAGAGUUCAUUAAAGGUGCCAAAAGUGAUCCCUCUAUCGUGCGGCUACUCCAGUGUGACCCCAGCUCCGCCUCCCAGUUCUAACCCCGCCCGCCCACCUGGCCUGCCACGCCCACCCUGAUUGCUAUGGAAAUAGUAACUCCAAUUAGUUUAUGAUGGUUCUCAUCACUCAUAUAUUUUUGGUGUACAAGAUGGAGGAAGAGUUUUAAAAGGAGAUAAAGCAAAAAUCAUCAUCAUUUUACUUUACUUUUUUUUUAAAGAAAAUAAGGGACAUGCAUAAAUUAUUAUUCAGAAGAUGAUACGACAACUGAGAAUACAAAAAACAAGCCGUUGUCCAAUGUGUUUUACUGUCUCUCUCUGGAUCCGGAAGGAUGGAAUUCUGGAAGAAUGGGAUGGAAUUCUGGAAGAAUGGGAUGGAAUUCCGGAAGGAUGGGAUGGAAUUCCGGAAGAAUGGGAUGGAAUUCCGGAAGAAUGGGAUGGAAUUCCGGAAGAAUGGGAUGGAAUUCCGGAAGAAUGGGAUGGAAUUCUGGAAGAAUGGGAUGGAAUACUGGAAGAAUGGGAUGGAAUUCCGGAAGAAUAGGAUGGAAUUCCGCUGAGCUCCCCUGCCUCACAACGUCAGAAAGUCCGUCUGCCAUUUUUACAAAGUCUGUUUAUUUUGGGGAAGAUAACGAAGGGAACAUUCCAUCCUGAGAACCAUGCAUGGGCCAUCUGUGUUCUAAUCAUUCUGUUCAAAAGAUUCCGUUCCCCUCCAAUGAAGGCACAGCUCCUCCAAUCCUCUUCCACUUUUAUAUCCAUAUUUAUGUGUACAUACAUGUGUAUAUGACAUUAUACCAAAUGAAUAGGCAAGUAUAUCUAUCUGUCUUCAUAACUCCUGCUGCGUUCAGAAGGCAGUAUCAUGUAGAUCUAUUGGUUGCUCUGAUUCAAUAUGGGAAUUGUCUAAUCGUUUGUUCAUAGAGGGAACAUGGGACCGGGACAGGGAAAGAAGUUGUGAUGUUUCUGAUAUAUGAUCUUUCACUGUGGUAAAGAAAACUAUUGGGUUUUUAUUACUGAUGUUAUAAAUGUAUUAUUAAUUUAAAUGUUUUAUUGUUAUAUUUUUUUUUUUGUACAUAAUAUUGUUUUCCUCAUGUUGUUUACUUGUUUUUAUUUAUUUUCAUUGUUGUGGUUUUUAAAUUUGAUUUGACAUUGAAGAUGAUUAUAACACAGUACUGGAAAGGAAUCCAUUGAAAGAAAGAGAAAGAGGAAGAAAUGAGGACUGUUCCUUCUCAUAUGGACAUUGACUUGUCUUUGGGAACCGUCCGUCUCUGUCCACGAUGGAAUGUGGAGAUUCCAAAAUUCGGCAUUGGAAGGGAAAAAUGUGGAAUAUUCUAGAAUAUUUAUAUCAGGUGAUUCCAUAAUGCAUUUGAUCAAUGAAACCAGUAGCAACACAUCAUAUAAUUUGAGCCUCCACGAGUGUGUGUGUGUGUGUGUGUGUGUGUGUGUGUGUGUGUGUGUGUGUGUGUGUGUGUGUGUGUGUGUGUGUGUGUGUGUGUGUGUGUGUGUGUGUGUGUGUGUGUGUGUGUGUGUGU